Molecule: messenger RNA, 1585 nt
Organism: Arabidopsis arenosa
Lineage: Eukaryota; Viridiplantae; Streptophyta; Magnoliopsida; Brassicales; Brassicaceae
Source: the annotation of a GenBank genome assembly
UCUGCUACUCUCUCAUAAUUUUCAUUGAAACUUCACAGAAUGUUUAAGCAGAUUAACGAACUUUACCUCAAUCUUCUCUUACUUUCAAUUUACAGAAGAACAACAUGUUUAGUUUGUUCUUUUAAUCUGAAUCUUCCGAUGCAGGUACAACUCUAAAUAUUCAAGUUAUGUCACUGACGAAGAUUCAAACGACAUGAAUCAUAUGACAAAACAUAAAAGAACCAACGCUUUUCUUUUGAAUUCUGCUUCAGCUCACGAUCUAAGAUGUCUAGAGGUCGAGAAAGAGAAGCAAGACCCUAAAUCACCGAGAGGAGCCUUAGAAGCCUGCUUAACCCGUUCCUCAAUCUCUUCCUCUUCCUCUGACGACCCUCCUCCAAACAGAGAAGCUAGCGAGAACGCAGAUGCAGACACAGAUGCACAGUGCAAGAAUCACAGAGCAUCAUCAAACUGGGGAAAAUUCUUCAAGCUAUGGAAACGCAGAUCCAUGAAACGCCUCUCUUCCUUUCCCCCAUUAAGUGGCGCCGCCCCAUCGAUCUCCAAAAGCAACAAAACACACAUCGAUGGUAUGGUCCUUCACGAUAUCUACGAUUUCCAAUCAUCUCUCCACAACUUCUCAAUCUCUGACAUCGAAAUUGCAACUGACAAUUUCAGUCCAGAAAACAUUAUUGGAAGAGGCGGUUAUGCUGAGGUAUACCAGGGAAUUCUACCGGAAGGAAAGCUAAUCGCUGUGAAACGCCUGACGAAAGGCACACCGGAUGAGCAAACAGCCGAGUUUCUAUCUGAACUUGGGAUAAUAGCUCAUGUUGAUCAUCCGAACACCGCCAAAUUCAUCGGUUGUUGUAUCGAGGGUGGAAUGCAUCUCGUGUUCCGGCUAUCUCCUCUUGGAAGCUUAGGCUCUCUCCUCCAUGGACCAUCGAAAUAUAAGCUGACUUGGAGCAGACGUUACAAUGUAGCGUUAGGAACAGCAGAUGGACUAAUUUGCGAUUUUGGGUUAGCCAAAUGGCUUCCCAAACAAUUGACACACCAUAACGUGUCCAAAUUCGAGGGAACAUUCGGGUACUUUGCACCAGAAUAUUUCAUGCACGGAAUUGUAGACGAGAAGACAGAUGUUUUUGCCUUUGGAGUUCUCCUCUUGGAGCUCAUAACGGGCCACCCUGCUCUUGACGAGUCUCAGCAGAGCCUUGUCUUAUGGGCUAAGCCGUUGCUAGAGAAACAAGCUAUAAGAGAAUUGGUGGAUCCAUCUCUUGGAGAUGAGUAUAACAGAGAAGAGCUUAUCCGGUUAACUUCCACUGCUUCUUUAUGCAUCGAUCAGUCUUCUCUCCUACGACCCCGGAUGAGCCAGGUUGUGGAAUUGCUGCUAGGUCAUGAAGGUGUCGUAAUGACUCCAAGAGAAGCCAAGAUAAAGAUGAUGCAACGAACGUAUUCGGAAGAAUUAUUAGAUAGUGUAGAAUAUAACUCCACUAAGUACUUGGGAGAUCUUGAUCGCAUUCGAGAGAUUGCUUUAGCUUCUUGAAAUUGAUCAAAAUUAUAAUUAUGUAAAACUAUUUUGGUUUCUUUCAUUGGUGAAUAUAACUCAUCGUAAAAA